UAACAACUCUCUCUCUCUCCUGGUUUCCCUGGCACUAUUAAAAAAAGCAAAUACCACAUUCCUUCCUUCUUUUCUCUUCAAUUUCCAUGCCAAAAUAACUAUAAUAAAACAUUUUAAAAAACUCUUAUAUUCAACAAAAUCUCCAAAUUCUUUUUCAAAUAACAAAAACCAGAGAUAAUGUCCUUCCUUUCAUGCUUCCACCUCUCAAAAACUUCCGACGACUGUCCGCCGCAUCCACCGCUGCGGCCGCAACACUUCUUGACAACACAAACCAGCUACACAUACCAAACCGCCGCCGGCACCGUCACCGUGACAUGGUCUCAGUCCAUCUUCGGCCGGUCCCUCCAGCUCCAUCUCCACAACCACCACCCUUUCAACCCUCCCACCUUCAACCUCCGCAUCAACGCUUUCCCUUUCUCCUUCCGCAACAAGAAGCGCGGGCACAAAUCUCUCUCUCACAACAUAAGAAUCUUCUGGAACCUCUCCAAAGCCAGGUUCGGUAACCGUCCGGAGCCUGAGUCUAAUUACCUCCUUGCCCUCACGCUAGACGACUCCAUCGCACUCCUCGUCGGAGAUGUACCGCUCAAAGAUGCAUGCGCCACGUGCAAGGCACGUGAUCCCAAGAACCGCCAGGUACUCGUCACCAGGAAAGAGUACGUCGACGUCGACGCCAACGGUGUCUCCAACAGAAUCUACUCCACGUCAGCAACGAUCGCAGGAAGAACGAGAGAGUUGGAGGUUGAAUAUCACGGCGGCGGCGGCGACGAUAGCGAAAACUCGAGGCUUCUGUUUAGUUUCGACGGAGAGAAGGUUUUGGAAGUGAAGAGGUUGAGGUGGAAGUUUCGGGGGAAUGAGAGAGUGGAAAUUGGUGAAGGUGGUCACGUGCAAAUCACGUGGGACGUUCAUAACUGGCUAUUCAAAAAGGAGGAAUACCAACACUACUACAACAACUAUAACAACUCCUACAAUAAUAAGAAUAACAAUCUGGGUAAAACUGAGGAUGGUCACGCAGUGUUUAUGUUCAAGUUCGAGGAGGACGAGGAUUUUGGGGAGACUUAUUGGAACGAUUCGGAAUGCGGAAAAACUGGCAAGAGUUUAUUAUUGUCAUCGUCGUCGUUUUCGAUGUCGUCUUCGCUGGGAUCAUUCGGCGGAAGCUCCUCCGUGAUGGAGUGGUCCAAUCUUGAAGAGAGCGAGUUGAUUGGUCCCGUUGGAUUAACUCUUCUUGUUCAUGCUUGGAGAAUUGGAAUUUGAUCGCCGUUACUUUCUGUAUGUUUCAAUCAUCUCCUUCUUUCUUCUUGCAUUUCAUUGAGCAAAUUACUUAUUGGAUUUUCUUUAAUUCUAUUACUGUUUACUAACACAAGUUUAGAGAUGGUUAGGAUAUAGAUUUUUACGUUGACCCAUUUGUUAUACAGAGAUCAUGUAUUAUUUUAUAUUGAUCUUAUGUACUUUUCUUUUUUUAGUUCAGCAUCUGUAAAUUGUAAUUUUUCUUUUGCACAAAU
Arachis duranensis is the source of this 1499-nucleotide messenger RNA. RefSeq lists its product as uncharacterized. The coding region runs from base 178 to 1251 and encodes 357 amino acids. The transcript has 2 exons. NCBI's taxonomy places the organism in Eukaryota, Viridiplantae, Streptophyta, Magnoliopsida, Fabales, Fabaceae. The record is from RefSeq and is a predicted model, not a curated record.